Molecule: messenger RNA, 2053 nt
Organism: Diachasma alloeum
Lineage: Eukaryota; Metazoa; Arthropoda; Insecta; Hymenoptera; Braconidae
Gene: dysf
Product: neuronal PAS domain-containing protein 4
Exons: 9
Coding region: 111-1982 (623 amino acids)
Biological process (GO): regulation of transcription by RNA polymerase II
Molecular function (GO): protein dimerization activity; DNA-binding transcription factor activity, RNA polymerase II-specific; RNA polymerase II transcription regulatory region sequence-specific DNA binding
Source: RefSeq, a predicted model, not a curated record
CGCGUGUACCUGCCGACCCGGAUGUAACAUUGCUAUUGAAUUAUUUUUUAUAAUAAUUGAUAAUUAGUGUUACAAGGUAUUACUAAUGUCAUCGCACUGGAUAACAAAAUAUGUUCAAUCGGAUAGAUGCGAGCAAAUCGACGAAAGGUGCGAGCAAACUACGAAGGGACCUGAUAAACGCGGAAAUAGCGAAUUUACGUGAUCUACUGCCACUGCCACCGUCAACACGACAGAGACUGUCGCAGCUACAGCUAAUGGCAUUAGUAUGUGUUUUUCUGCGUAAAGCUAAUUAUUUUCAGCAAGCCUUGAAGAAUAGUUCCUCGGAGUCGAAUAUACCGACGCCAAAUAUUGGAUUUUCAAAAGCCAUGUCUGGGUUCAUAAUGAUGAUGACACAGCAGGGUAAAUUACUGUACAUAUCAGAGAAUGCUGCCGAGUACCUGGGACACUCCAUGGAGGAUCUCUUGAUUCAUGGUGACAGUGUAUACGAUGUUAUUGACAAACAGGAUCACAUGGUUGUGCAGAAUCAGCUGGCGAGGAGUGGUCCGAUGUCCAGCAAUGAUCGUAGAUUAUUCCUGUGUAGAAUUAAUGUAUCUCGUAAUUCACGUAGACAAUUGCGAUUUGGUGACCAAAAGGUUGUGUUAGUCGAAGGUCAUUAUCUCCCCUUCGUCCCCUUAUGUAAUCGUAACGAAGCAGUAUUCCUGGCCUCCUGCACUCCCGUUGUCCUCCCCGAGACGCGCGAGAGUGUUGUACAAGGGGCAACAAACAUAUUCACGACAAUUCACUCGAUGGACAUGAAAUAUCUUCACAUCGAUAAAACGGCUGAGAGCCACUUGGAGUACAGUAGGUCUGAGCUCGUAGGUGUCUCGUGGUACAAUCUACUCCACUGGGACUGCAUUAGAACUGCUUACUGCAAGCAUCAAAGUGUAAUUCAAUCCGACCAAGAUCGGACGAGCACAGCCCUGCUGAGACUCCAGAGCAGUUCAGGACGUUGGUUCUGGAUCCACUGUGUCCUCCAGGUGAAGGAGACCUCGGAGGAGUGCCAGCACCCGAUAAUCGUCUGUACAAAUCAAGUAUUAAGUGACAAGGAAGCGGAGGUGAUGCGUUCGAGUACAUGGCUGUAUAACUACUCAUCCCAAUCGAAGUUCACCUACGGGAUUUGUCCAUCAACAGCGCCCCAACAGUCCCACGGUCUCCAGUACCCGGAGACAUAUCCCCGUCCUGUUUUAAUGCAGCCACUGAACACCUCAGAGUCAUCCCCGGGCUCGUACGACGCCGAUUAUCCAGCCCCAAGUGUCGUUAAAGUGGCCACUGGCCCGGAGGACAUUGAACCUGUUGACAUGUCCAUCAACAGUGGUGAUCACGAGGGAAGGCAUCUUUAUCAAAUGGGGCAUCAUCCGAGUCAUCAUCAUCAUCAUCAUCAUCAGCAGCAGCAGCAGCAACAUCAGGGGCAUCAUUCGCAGCAGCAUGGGAGGGUCAUGCAGAAAUCUGGAGGGUAUAGGGGUAAACUCGCUGUUCACUACCUCCAAGGUCGUCAAUACGCGCCCCCAGACUCCCCAAAAUACAUAACCGACCUGGACGUCUCCUACGGGGAAGCCUGCGCCGAGCGCCAAUCGGUCCACAAGCGCCUGAUAAAAGUGGGCGGAGGCAUGAUCCUGGAGCCAACGGAGCCAGUUGACCACUGGACAUCAUCCCCCAUCUGGUCGGACACCCUCCAGAGGGUCCCCGAUGUCGUCCACCAGGACCUCAGCCCCUACAUCACGACCCCGUCGACCCCCGUGGACACUCCAGACUCAGCUGAUCUCCACUCCGAAGUACCAGUCUUCAACUUCGACUGGAGCACCGAGCAACACGUGCCCAAUGCCAAAAUCAUGGUGAGGAGGGACCUGGAGCAGAGACCCGAGGAGAGGGACUCACAACCCAUUACUCUACAUCUACCCAGAAGGAAACAUCAGAAUGACGGGGAUAAAGAUUAUGAUAAAUGACUUGAGGAGUCCAGGGGUGUUUCUAGGUAGUUAAAUGUUUGUUUUUUUAGAGUAAUAGAUUUUUUUGUGGU